Drosophila biarmipes is the source of this 1181-nucleotide messenger RNA. Its product is annotated as O-glucosyltransferase rumi. The transcript is spliced from 2 exons. The coding region runs from base 104 to 1150 and encodes 348 amino acids. Gene Ontology annotation, biological process: protein O-linked glycosylation; positive regulation of Notch signaling pathway. Gene Ontology annotation, cellular component: endomembrane system. The record is from RefSeq and is a predicted model, not a curated record. Gene Ontology annotation, molecular function: UDP-glucosyltransferase activity; UDP-xylosyltransferase activity. NCBI's taxonomy places the organism in Eukaryota, Metazoa, Arthropoda, Insecta, Diptera, Drosophilidae.
UUAACUCCAAAAAUCAUGAAUAGCAGGCUCCAUUUGUUUUAAGACUCACAAAUUAUUUAGGUAUAUUUGGACAGGAACAUGUAAAUUCUUCAAAAUUCAAAUUAUGACCCUGCCAAGGAGGUAUCUUUUAGUGGGAGCCCUGCUUCUAAUUUGUGCAUCGGAUGCAUCCGUCUCCCAGGAAAAAUGCACAGCCAUUGCGCAGUAUUCAAAUUAUAAUAUUAGCUAUAAUUUUGUGCCGCGAAUGAUAAAGGCGCUGGCAGUCUAUCAACCAUGUGAAGCAGAAGAUCUAAGGUGCCUCUACCAUGCCCAAACCAUGACGAAAAACCUGGAGCCUUAUGUAAGCAGAGGCAUCACACCACAGAUGAUGACACAGUCCAAGUGGCUGGGAACUCUUUACCAGAUAGUCCGCGGGCGCAUUUAUCGCCAGGAGAACUGCUCGAAUCCCAAGCGGUGCGCCGACGUAGAUGAUCUGCUUUUGGAUAUUGAAGGUGAUCUGCCAGAUCUGGAAAUGGUUGUCAAUGUGUGCGACUGGCCUCAGGUUCACUUUCUGUCCGGCUUAAGUGGUCCGGUGUUUUCCUACUCCACCACGGUCAGUCACCUAUACAUCAUGUACCCAGCUUGGUCAUUCUGGACCACCGCAGGUCCCAUCCUGCAGCAUUAUGCCAGGGCAGAGAAGAUUCCCUGGGAUGCGAAGCAAAUUAAGGCUUUUUUCAGAGGCUCACGGUCGUCCCCGAAAUGCGACAAUCUGGGGAGGCUCUCUCUCAGAUGUCCAGAAUUGGUCGAUGACCAGUAUACAGCUGGUCACCCCAUGGAAGCUGAUCCCGCCGAAGAGGUGUCUUUGGUCGAGCACUGCCAGUACAAGUCCCUGCCCUGGGUCCACUACGUCCCCGUGGCCAGCGACGCCUAUGUAGAGCAGCUGGCGGGGCUGAUGCUCUUUCUGCGCGAGCACGGUGAUCUGGCGGAGGAGAUUCCGGAUAGGGGACACCAGUUUGUUUGGCUCCACCUCAGAAUGGAGGAUGUCCAGUGCCACUGGAGGAGGUUGCUCCAGGAAUACGCAAAGUCAUUGACUUAUAAAGUGCAUAUAGAGCCAGGCUUCCUUCAGGUAUCCAACAAAAGAGCAUUGCAGUUGUAUCGCGGGUUAAAUAUAUGAUCUUGUCAUUAAAUAAACAUUUUUAAAAACA